AUGUUCAUUUUACAAUCUUCUAAGCCAAGCUAUUGCUCGGACACUUUUGCCUCCAGCUCAUGCCAUACUGAGUUCAAUGGAAAGGCCCUAACAAGACAACCAUCCCUUGGCGGUCUACCUAUGGGCUUACGUCGAAACUCUUCUAAUCUUUCUCAAAUAUCCAACCAGGAUCUGUGUUCUGCUGAUGCCACUCAGAUUGAGAUUGAUUUUCUAUCACUUACUUCCAUUGAAUGCCAUGUGAUAAUCAAAACACCAACUGGAGAAGUCGGAAUUCUCGAGUUCAACGGGAAAGAGGAGUCUAAAGCCUUUUUACCUUCCCAAACAGGAUGUGGUCAUGGCUUAUGGACGUUUUCCGUUUACACCUUAAUGAAUAACAGUAAAGUGCUAAGAAGCACAGAAACAAUGCAAUUGGAUGGUGUAGGAUCGCUUUUCUUCUCUAUUGCUGACGAUUUAGUUCCUCAUUUGAUGUCACAGGAAUUCUUACAUAUGUCAGGAUUAUGUCCUAAGCAUCGUCAUUAA
Messenger RNA from Auanema sp. JU1783, 519 nucleotides. NCBI's taxonomy places the organism in Eukaryota, Metazoa, Nematoda, Chromadorea, Rhabditida, Rhabditidae. The record is from the annotation of a GenBank genome assembly.